Molecule: messenger RNA, 1233 nt
Organism: Rasamsonia emersonii CBS 393.64
Lineage: Eukaryota; Fungi; Ascomycota; Eurotiomycetes; Eurotiales; Trichocomaceae
Product: GDP-Man:Man(3)GlcNAc(2)-PP-Dol alpha-1,2-mannosyltransferase
Exons: 3
Coding region: 1-1233 (410 amino acids)
Biological process (GO): protein N-linked glycosylation; protein O-linked glycosylation; cell wall mannoprotein biosynthetic process
Cellular component (GO): membrane; Golgi apparatus
Molecular function (GO): alpha-1,2-mannosyltransferase activity
Source: RefSeq, a predicted model, not a curated record
AUGUCUUCGGGGGCAGGGAGAUAUCUCCGAUAUCUUCUGUUCGCCCUUUUUGGACUGGCAAUUCUCGUUUUUAUCUCCAGAUCAUCACUACCCCUUCCUCAAAACUACGACUUCGGUACCAAAAUUGGCUCAGAGAAAGAACAGAAACAGGAUAGCAUUCCCCAGACCCCAGCUCCCUCCUCGCCAGCUGCUGCCGGAGGCCGUGUUAAUGCGACCUUUGUGACCUUGGCCCGAAAUGGAGACGUGUGGGAGCUUGCCAAAUCUAUCCGGCAGGUCGAGGACCGCUUUAAUCGCAACUAUCACUAUGACUGGGUGUUCCUCAACGACAAGCCCUUCGACGAGACCUUCAAGAAAGUCACGAGCGCCCUGGUGUCAGGCAACACAUUCUAUGGUCUGAUUUCAAAGGAGCACUGGUCGUAUCCGGAGUGGAUCGAUCAGGACAAGGCGAGGAAGGUUCGCGAGGACAUGGGUCAACGGAAAAUCAUCUACGGCGAUUCGGAGAGCUACCGGCACAUGUGUCGCUACGAGUCCGGCUUCUUCUUCCGUCACCCACUGAUGCUGAACUACGAAUACUACUGGCGAGUGGAGCCGGGCAUCGAGCUCUACUGUGAUAUCGGUUUCGAUCCGUUCCGGUUUAUGAAGGAGAAUGACAAGAAAUACAGUUUUGUGCUCAGCCUGUACGAGUACUACGAAACCAUUCCCACCCUGUGGGACAGUGUCAAGAAAUUCAUGGAAAAUCAUCCAGAGCAUAUCGCGGAGGGCAACUCGAUUGGCUUUUUGAGCGAUGAUGGCGGCAAGACGUACAACAAAUGCCACUUUUGGUCCAACUUUGAGAUUGGCAACCUGGACUGGCUGAGAUCGGAGGCGUAUCUCGAUUAUUUUGACUCUCUCGAUAAGGACGGUGGCUUUUUCUAUGAACGAUGGGGUGAUGCUCCAGUUCACUCGAUUGCGGCCGCUCUCCUCCUCAAAAAGGAGCAAAUCCAUUUCUUCAAUGAGAUUGGUUAUUACCACGUUCCCUUCACGCACUGCCCGACCGGUGAAAAGACACGGCUGGACCUGAAGUGUCACUGCAACCCCGAGGACAAUUUCGACUGGAAGGGAUAUUCUUGUAAGUUUGCUGUAGUUGUCUGGAAGGACCUAUUUGUUACUAAUGGCAGCCAUCCAGGCACUUCCCGAUACUUCCAUAUUAACAACCUCAAGAAGCCCGAAGGAUACCAGGACGAACAGGAUUGA